Diceros bicornis minor is the source of this 426-nucleotide messenger RNA. Its product is annotated as plexin-A4-like. Gene Ontology annotation, molecular function: semaphorin receptor activity; protein binding. The transcript has 5 exons. Gene Ontology annotation, biological process: positive regulation of axonogenesis; semaphorin-plexin signaling pathway involved in axon guidance; regulation of cell shape. Gene Ontology annotation, cellular component: semaphorin receptor complex. Lineage: Eukaryota; Metazoa; Chordata; Mammalia; Perissodactyla; Rhinocerotidae. The record is from RefSeq and is a predicted model, not a curated record. Bases 1 to 426 code for a protein of 141 amino acids.
AUGCAGAUCCGGGUAGAUGGGCCCAGGGGCAACGCCCUCCAGUACGAGACUGUGCAGGUUGUAGACCCCGGCCCUGUCCUCCGGGACAUGGCCUUCUCCAAGGACCACGAGCAACUCUACAUCAUGUCAGAAAGGCAGCUCACCAGAGUCCCUGUGGAGUCCUGUGGUCAGUAUCGGAGCUGCAGCGAGUGCCUUGGCUCGGGUGAUCCCCACUGUGGCUGGUGUGUGCUCCACAACAUGUGCACCCGGAAGGAGCGCUGUGAGCGGUCCAAAGAGCCCCGCAGGUUUGCCUCCGAGAUGAAGCAGUGUGUCCGGCUGACCGUGCAUCCCAGCAACAUCUCCGUUUCUCAGUACAAUGUUCUGCCCAAUGCCCGUCAAGAGGGCUGGGCCAAACCUGGCCAGCCAAGCAGUUCUAGAGCAGGAUGA